GGUCACGAGCCCGUCAGUUCCCGCAGCUUCUCACGCCAGCAGCGAGGAAAGUCGCUUUAUUUCCAGGAUGGAAAUUCCAACUGUGCUUUUAUUGCUGGCAAUCCAGAACAGUCUCAUCAGUGGACAGGGGGACAAUGAGGUCCUCAGUCCUACGGAUACACAGGCCAGGUACCAGAAUCAGAUUGAGAACACCAGGUUUCUGGAUAUCAACAUCAGACAGAACAUUUCUACCACAGACCUGACCUCCAGCCCAACUACCAGCCUAGUUAACGAUCUAGUGCCUGUGAAGGAUCUCAACAUUUCCUGUGCUGUAGGAUACACUCAGAAAGGGGCUGGAGAGUGUGAGGAUAUUAAUGAGUGUGAGCAGAGUGACGAAGGACCCUGUGGCUACCACAGCAAUUGUACCAACGUCCCAGGUUCCUUCAUGUGUAGCUGCUUUCGUGGUUAUCUGAUGAGUUCUGGUGGUUGUCAGGAUAUAGAUGAGUGUGCAUUAGCUGCAGUAACUGGUCUACAGGCGUGUGGGCGAGGGGCAGUGUGUAAGAACAGCCCUGGUUCCUUCCACUGCUACUGUCCUACUGGAUUUGUCUUUGGACUUGAUGGACACAACUGUGUUGAUGUUGACGAGUGUACUUUUGAAGAGAGCUGCAGAAGGGAGCUCGGGAAUAUCUGCGUGAACACAGAGGGAAGCUACAAAUGUGUGUGUCAGCUUGGCUUCAGAGAAGACAAGGCAGCCUGUAUAGAUGUUGAUGAGUGUGUUGAGCUGGAAGGUGUGUGUACUAAUCAAGGGGAAUGUGAGAAUACAUUUGGGAGCUACAAGUGUGUAUGUUCACAUGGAUACCGUGGCAAUGGGACUCACUGCACAGACCUGAAUGAGUGUGUCUCAGGGCUUCAUAACUGCAAUGUGAAUGCUCGCUGUGGAAAUGUGAUGGGCUCAUACUUCUGCCAGUGCCAUCAGGGCUACAGUGGAGAUGGUCAUUCCUGUUACGAUGUAGACGAAUGUGCUAUCAGCAACGGCCCUUGUGAGCAUAACUGUGCCAACUUGCCAGGAGGGUACAGUUGCCUAUGCAAUGCAGGAUACACACUGGCAGAUGAUCUACACAACUGUACAGAGGUAGAUGAGUGUGGGAGUGGCAAUGCGACAUGUGAGCAACUUUGCACCAACACACCAGGCUCCUUCCUCUGCUCCUGUUAUGCAGGAUAUCAGCUGCACAUUGAUAAGCAAAGCUGUGUUGAUAUAGAUGAAUGCAAACUGCACAAUGGUGGCUGUUCUCACAUCUGCACAAACACCCCAGGAGGUCAUGUGUGCCACUGCCCUCCUCUACUUGUGCUGGACCACCACAACUCCACCUGCACCAACAUCACUUCAUGUGCCAUGCGGAAUGGCGGCUGUGAUCAGUUAUGCUCUCUGGGAGCUGAGGGACAUGUGAAGUGUAGCUGCAGAGAGGGUUGGGAGCUGGCCACUGACCAAAGAACAUGUCUUGACAUGGAUGAGUGUAUGAUGUUUAAUGGGGGUUGUGAACAAGUGUGUUUGAAUCAGGCAGGCAGUUUUAACUGUACCUGCAAGCCUGGGUUCGAACCUCGUACAGAUGAUCUCACCAAAUGCCAACCGGUGUGUGAACCUACAUGUCAGAAUUACGGCGUAUGUGUCACACCCAACACCUGUGACUGCCCUGUUGGCUACCCAGGUCCUGGCUGCUCAGCCAUGUGCUCACCACCCUGUGCUCAUGGCGGGACUUGUAUGCGCUGGAACACUUGUCUGUGUCGUCCUGGCUGGACUGGAGAGGGUUGCCAUACAGCUGUAUGUGAGCUGCCAUGUGGGAACGGUGGUCGCUGUGUAGCUCCUAACGUCUGCCAGUGUCCUUCUGAUUAUACUGGCCUGCAGUGUCUCACUCCUCUGUGUACUCCUCCUUGUCUGAAUGGUGGGAGGUGUGUGGAUGUCAACACCUGUAGCUGUGCAGGAGCCUGGCAGGGAGCUCGCUGUCAGAUAGAACCAGUGCUAUGUGUGAAGCCCUGUAACAAUGGUGGAGAAUGUGUGGGACUCAACAGGUGUCGAUGCUCCAUUGGCUUUACAGGAGAUCUCUGUGAAACAGCUGUGACUAUGCCCUGUGUGCCACCCUGCCAGCACGGUGGCACCUGCAGCCCUCAUAAUACUUGCACCUGCCCAACAGGGACCAGUGGCCUGCGGUGUGAGAAGCUGACUUGUCCAGUGGUGACCACAAUAGUCAGCAUGGCUCGAGCAGUGCGCAAAGGUUUUAAAGAAAGUUAUGUAGAUCGCUGUGGACCUCUAGGGGUCCUGCUCUGCACCAAGUACAGGAUAAAUCAAGCACGUGUGUAUCUCCAAGCAUACAGAGUGGGAUACAAGAUCCAGUGUCCGAGUAAAACAGGAAUAUGACCCACACAAUCCAAACUACACAUAGCCCCAUCAACUUACACACAAAUACACAUUUGAUCUACUGCAUUACAUUCCUACACUUUUACUAUAGAUGCAAACAUAUCUUCAGCGCAUGUUUGGGCUAAGGAUUACUUUUUUGGACAAACUUUCAAACAGUGAGUGUAUGUACAUUCAUCAGAUGUAGACAAACUAAGUCACAAAGACCCUCAUAAGUUGGGCAGCUUUUAGACUUUAGAACUGCUGUCCUUCUGGCAUUACGUUAAAUAAGUUAUAAGCAAGGGCUCAACAAUUAGACUUGACACAAGGCCAAAUUAUCACAGAUAAUACUUUUUGGUGUCAAAGGGAUACCAGCAUUCAUUUGGAGAUUAUGUACUGUAAAUCAACUGAGUUUUUUUUAAUUUAAAAAAUACGAUCCGCGUUUUAUAUGCUCUGCCUUCGGUAUAACAAAGGUCAUGUAUGCACUACAUGUACAGAAAAACAAAGCUGAGUAUAAUGUGUGUAGAGUUGUACUUUUGCCAUUCUUGCUCCUCACUGUGUUCCUCCCCCCCCGGGAGUUCAGGUUAACAGCAGUCACUGUAAGCACAUACACAAACAUCUGCAGCAUGAGUGUGCAUCAGAUGUGUGUUGUUCUAUUUCACCCCUUCUACCUGGCAAAGCUGGUGUCUAACCUGGAUAUGCAUGUCAUUAGUACCCCUUUUCCACCAAGAGAACAGGUUCCUAUUCUGAUUUGCGCAUCAAUUUUUAACUGUUCAGGGCAUCUCAACCUUUUUUUUUUUUUUUCAUUUUAAUGACUUUUUUCCAGUUAUUAGAUGGAGAGUUUCUCUGUCUUAUUCAUAGUUGGUCCAUGUUUAUUUUUUGGAUUGAAAAAUACAUGCAAUAACAGAACAAAAGCUUGCAGAUAAUAAAUAUGAUCUACCAUCUUGCUAUUAUAGAUGACUUGCAAAAUGUGCUACGUCAUGAGCAUCCGCCAUGAUGGUGGAUAUACAAAGCAACUAGGAUGGCAGCCGCUGAAAGCGUGUCUGUAAACAAUGCUGAAUUUUCUCAGUAUUACGACGAUUUGAACGGUCGAGCAAAGAUAGAUAUGUGUGGUUUUGACCCAUAUUAUUUUAAAAAGUCAGACUUUUCUGAAGAUAAGACGCUUCUACCGACCAUCAAGUACGAAUAUAGGUAAUUUCGUCUAAUGACCAUUUCGUCCAAUAGUUAAGACAUUUUGUCCAAAGCUUUUUUCAUAUGCACUAUCAAUUAUCAAUGAGUUUAACUCCCUUGUCAUUGCAGGCUGCUCGCUUGCAUGUCUUUGUUUCCGGCUGGAUCAUAUUAAAUCUUUAAGCACGGAGCAGCGCUCUUGCGGAGGCUUCGUUUGCAAAUCCCGAGCCGAGGCACGGUCCUGCUGACCCGAGGCCAUGCUCUUUCGAAGGGGGAGGCUUAGAGGGAGCCUGUAAAAUUUGGCUUCGCUGUGAGCUCUGUUGGCCGAGUUAUUAAUUUUUAAAGCCGGCUGGAUCAGGUUAAAUCUUUAGGCGCCAAGCAGCGCUCUCGCAGGGCUUUUGUUCGUGAACACUGGAAUACCUGAAAUAUAAAAUAAUUGAUAGUGCAUAUGAAAAAGGCUUUGGACGAAAUGUCUUAACUAUCGGAUGAAAUAGUCAUUGGACGAAGUGUCCUGAUCCCCUCGUCUCCUCUCCAUACUAAGCCUCAGAGUUUCCUUGCCCUGUUUCCGAAUCACGGAUGGAAUUCUAAAAAAUCGGAACAUGCCACGGUCACGAGUACUGUUGUGACCACAACCAUAUACAGCACAAAGAUGUGGCAUAGCUAAAAGAACGAUUAAAGCAGUGGAAAAACAAAGAGAGUUGCGCACGUGUGACUAUGUUUUGUAUGGAGUGUCGCUUGACCCCGCAUUUGUAUCUCCACCAACAUGGCUGACAUCUGGGUUUCUAUUUUGCUUUGAUGUCACUUGCAAGUCAAGGAUUGUUUACUUCCCUGUGCAACAUCCUCUGUUGAUAAUGCAUCCUUGAUUACAAUGGUUCUGCUCAAAACAGGUGGAAACAUGGGCUGGUUCAUUAGCUGGCACCAAGGUUCAAAGAAUCCUGAAUGGAACCCUUUCAAGAACCUGUUCCCUGUUGAUUGAAAAGCAGUAUAAGUGACAUUGUAUUUGUUACAAAAACCUUCAUCACUUUUUUUCAUUGUCUCUACUUGCCUAUGCAUGCCAGACUGCAUGUAGAUAUUGGAGCCAACCUGUGUAGCCUUGCGUCUGUGCUUGCGACUAUGGACUCUGUUUUUCUCAGCAUAUUAAUUCAGAAACUACUUGCCUUCCACCCAUGGCUACCUGAAAUCCUGUUAGCUCAGAGCAGCUGCUAUAGCCACACUAGUGGACUGAACUGUGAGUACUCACAGAACUGGAGUAUGUGUUUCUGCCAUUCUCUCUUGCCCUGCAAAUAACCUGGCACAUCGACUCACUGCUCACCUCCUCAGCUCACAGACCCACAGCUCACAAUUCCAGUGACCAAGCUGUAUGCAGCUCAAACUCCCAUGGACUUGUUCUCGAGUCCAAGAACAGCCACACAAGCUGUGUGCCUACUGCUCAGUGACUCCCUGUGCCAAACGCAAAUCCUUAAUUUCUCGGGACCCAACCUGAUCAGACAACUAGCUCCAAAUAUUUGGCAUGAAGCCGAAGAGCCCAAGGAACAUUUCGAAGUGCUCUCAUAGUAUGUGGCUUGACAUAAGACACAGCUUGAUAAUUUUAGGGCUAAAGCCACAUAUGACUCACAGACUUCAGUGCAGCUCUCCUAAUACCUCAGGGACCAAGCCCCCCAUAUCUGCAUCCAAGAGACUCUUCCAUAUGGGGGAUGAACUGGCAGCUGAGCUGGAUCACUCAACUUCAGACUCAAAAGAGUUGACCAAAGCCUUGCUUUUGACAGCCUGGGAGAAUGGAAAACACUCCACCAACUGGUUUAAACAUAGCACCAGUUUUAACUGGCACAGUCCUCACUUCCAGAAGCAUGCCGAACAAACGAUCCUGCCUACUUGUUCUUUGGGUCUGUUGCCAAAGAAGCCUUUGAUAGGAAAAUUCAGGCUUUGGAUUGACAUCAAGUGUCAAUAAAAAGUAGUUCAUCCACACAGCACCAGUAAGUUGCCAUGCUCAACCAAUGAUCCGACGUCCUCUGAAACUUUACAGGCUUUGUCAGAACCAUAGCACAGGGAGAUCUCACACUCAUGUUUCUGGGAUGUCCCCAGUCCACUGUGGAUCCCAUGCAACCCACCAAUGAAUGGCAGGAACUGCAGGCAGGACGAUGCUGUUCAACUUUUUUUUUUGUAAUUCAGAAUAAGGACAGAGGUUUCCUUACAGUCACGUGACCAAGGGAGCAGCAGAUCUGGUAGCAAUUCAGCCAGGCACAGGUGGACCUCUUUGCCAACACAAUGUCAACUCAUUGUCUCUUUAGCACAGGUAAAUAGGUCUCUGGGACAUUGUCCAUUGUGUUUCCACCUCCUUACUGAUUCUGCUCAUGCUAUAAAGAACUCAGUAAUUGAACCAGGGAUGUUAGACACUGCCCCUGGCAGUUAUUAGGGGGUAAAAUCUGGUUAGCCAGUGUUAAUAGAAAUACAGUUCUACAUAUUUUGAAGAGUUUCUGCUGGUAUCAUUUAUUAUUCUUCUGUGUAACAGACACGAUCAUAGGCUGUUUAUGGGUCAAAUAUGCCCCUUUUUUUCUGGUCUUUCCUUUGAAAAAUCCAAAUAGAAAAAUGAAUGACAACCUUUAGUACUUAAUCCCAUUUACUCUUUUACUCAUUGAUGUAUUAUUUUAUAUUAUUUUCCAUUUAUCAUUCAGAAUGGAACUUACCGUUUCAGCCAUGUCUCAUGCCCAAAUGCAGAAAAAAAGGUUGAUUUUAGUUUAUUGUAUGGUUACUGCUUAAUGGUCUUGUUCACACAGCACCAUUCCUUUAAUGUGUUAACUUUAAAGCAAACCUUUCUGCAACAUUGUGGCAUUAAAUAAAUCUGUUACUUAAAGAGUUAUUUUGCUGGAAUAUAGUGUUUAUGUUUAGUUUGUUUUGGUUAAAAUGGU
Neoarius graeffei (lesser salmon catfish) is the source of this 6441-nucleotide messenger RNA. RefSeq lists its product as uncharacterized. Lineage: Eukaryota; Metazoa; Chordata; Actinopteri; Siluriformes; Ariidae. The transcript has 22 exons. Bases 68 to 2392 code for a protein of 774 amino acids. The record is from RefSeq and is a predicted model, not a curated record. Gene Ontology annotation, molecular function: calcium ion binding.